UGAAGUGGAGUCCCGCCUGGUGUCGCGCAUGCGCCCAGGCUAUCGGUGCCCGGGCUGUCAAAAACCGAGAGGCGGCUGUUUGGGACGGGCACGCGGCGGAGAGAGCCAAGCUGACCGGGAUUCGGUUUAUCGACAACGUUUCUGCGGGCGAUAGAUGGAUAGGGGGAGGGGAGGUGGGAGAAAAAAAAUGCUGUGGUGAAGUGGCGCCGGUUUUAAUCGGGGGCCCAUCGUUUUGUUUUAAUACCGCGGGCGGCGGAGGGAAGUGAAAAGCUUGUGAGCGGCGGCUGGAAGCUCGAGGAUGAGGCGGAUGACUCGCGCGGGGCCGCCGCUUGUGGUUCCCGCCGCCUACUUGUUGCUGCUGCUGCUGCUGCUACUGCUCCUGUUUCCUGGCCGGGCCCAGACCCACACUCAGACCGAGCCCCCAGAUCACGACAGCGUCAAGGGCGAGCUGGUGAUCGCCGCGGUGAAGGUGUCGUACGUGGACCGGGCCAGCGGGCAGCGAGUGCUGGUGCCUGACCGCGGCGAGGACGGCCGCUACGGGCGCGACUCCCCAAAGGAAGGGGUGGAGGGCGCCACGGUGCUGGUGCCCGCGUGGACGCCUGGCAAACCCCGCAACCUGCAGGGCUGCGACCCCCGCACCCGCUUCGCGGUGCCGCCCGAUACCCGGCGCUGGAUCGCACUGCUCAACCGGGGCAACUGCACCUUCAAGCAGAAGAUCCUGUUGGCGGCCGCCCAGAAGGCGGCGGCCGUGGUCAUUUACCACAACGUGUCGGAUGAGAAGCCCAUCACCAUGUCCCAUCAAGGGCAACCAGAACUGCACACAGUACUCCAGAAGAGGCGUCACCAAUGUCCUGUACAACCUCAAUAUGACAUCUCAACUUCCAUAUUCCAGAGUCUGAGUAAUGAAGGCAAGCGUGCUAAACACCACCUUUACUGUCUUACCUGUGACACACAUUUCAAAGAAUUAUGUACCUGA
Rhincodon typus (whale shark) is the source of this 976-nucleotide messenger RNA. RefSeq names its product E3 ubiquitin-protein ligase RNF130-like. The coding region runs from base 299 to 976 and encodes 225 amino acids. The transcript is spliced from 2 exons. Lineage: Eukaryota; Metazoa; Chordata; Chondrichthyes; Orectolobiformes; Rhincodontidae. The record is from RefSeq and is a predicted model, not a curated record.